AUGGAGAAGAUACAGCGUUACGGAAGAAUGAUAAGACAGUUACGUGUUAUUCCGAAACUCGAAAGACAUUCGAUGCUCAUACGAAAUUGUAGUACAAGCAAAACUUUAAAUGAAAGUGUAGCUCAUACGGAAAAACAAUCCCACAAAAAUUCCGCGCUCGAUAAUAAUCGGCAUUCCAAGUUUGUGGACCUUGGAGAUCCUGUAGGAAAGGUUGUACUGGGAGAAAUUUUCAAUGUUGUAGGGAAUGACUUAUAUAUUGACUUUGGAUGGAAAUUUCAUUGUGUGUGUUCAAAACCCAAAAUAAACUCAGAAAAAUAUAUCAGAGGUGCAAGAGUCAAUUUAAGGAUAAAUGAUUUAGAAUUGUCUACAAGAUUCUUAGGGUCAACUACUGACUUGACGAUUUUGGAAGCAGAUUGUAUUCUUUUAGGCCUGGUGUCAUCCCCAUUGAAAACUCAGUGAAUACG
Molecule: messenger RNA, 464 nt
Organism: Dufourea novaeangliae
Lineage: Eukaryota; Metazoa; Arthropoda; Insecta; Hymenoptera; Halictidae
Gene: mRpS28
Product: 28S ribosomal protein S28, mitochondrial
Exons: 3
Coding region: 1-459 (152 amino acids)
Cellular component (GO): mitochondrial small ribosomal subunit
Source: RefSeq, a predicted model, not a curated record